UCUGUUGUCUACCGGAUUUAAACGAAAUCCUCGCCUCAUUAUAGCCGAAAGACACUCCGUAAACUUUCUGUGCAUGAUGCACCCGGAUGAAUCCAGCCCAUGAAACGUAUGAUGACACUCUACCGAAAUUGUUUAACACUCACCACCGCCGGCCAUCGUCUGACGGAUGGCUGAUGUCGUGUCCGGCUCCCAGGCGAAUAAAUCAAAACCCAAAGACAGUGUAAACUGGACGCACGAACCGCGCGUGGUUGUGAACCCGAGCCCUCCGGCCGGCAGCUGUUUAUCAGAGCAAACACAACCAGAUAAACCCGGAGAGCACCCAAAAGAAGAUGGGACAGCAUCGUCCACAGCGUUCAGUGACAGUGUGUAGCCCGCGAGCGCGCGUCAGGAUAGCCGAGCAGGCCGAGCUCAUUACCGUGUGACAAUCCGUGCGAUGGGGCGUGUGGGUGUGCUGCGGCAAUAUAUGGCCACCGUUUUAGUGAAUCUACUCGGUGUUAGCUAUGGUAUGAUCAGUGGAUGGUCUUCAGCUGCACUGCCCACACUCCAGGCGCCUACCGAAAGUCUGCUCGAGUAUGGCGCCAUCACGCAGUACCAAGCGUCCUGGAUCGGUGGAGCACUCUGUCUCGGCGGUAUCGUUGGCACGCUCGUUGGCGGUACGAUGGUGGCACAGAUCGGGCGAAAGUGGACGGCCUGGGUAGCUGGCAUACCGUUGGUGGUGUGCUGGAUGCUGGUCAUCGUAGCCGAUCAUCCGAGCUAUCUGAUGGGCGCUCGUUUUCUCGGCGGUCUUGCGGGUGGCAUAGAGUUUGUCGUAACGCCACUCUACGUAUCGGAGAUAGCGUGCACAAGCCAUCGAGGCACUCUAUCCUCCUUGCUAAUUCUGGCCUGUUGUGUCGGUGUGGAGUUAGCAUAUCUCGCUGGUGCUUUCCUGCAUUAUCACACCAUCCCAUGGGUUUCCGUCGGUAUUCCGCUCUUCUUUCUCGGAAGCUUUUGUUUCCUGCCCGAAACACCUUCACACCUUGCCAGGAUGCAAAAGCUUGAGGCUGCCGAACAGUCGUUACGCUUCUUUCGUGGCAUCCGGUCGGAAAAGGAUACGGCCGGGGAGGACGAAUACAUCCGUGAACUUCAACUGCUGCAACGCAUGCAUUCUGGCCAAACCUUGGCAAAGGAUCCUACCGGCGUGCUAUCAUGGAGCGAUUUCAUGAGCAGACAUGCCCGACGCGCUAUGCUGAUCUGCGUGACACUGAUGGCGCUAAAUCAGUUUUGCGGUUGCUUCUACAUGAUGAACUAUGCACAGUCGGUGUUUGCCGAGUCCGGUUCGGUGCUUAGUGUGCCGGCCAGCCUAUCCGUGAUUGUGGUCGGUUUGAUUCAGCUCAUCGGAUGCUACGUCUGCACACUGCUAGUUGACCGUAUUGGGCGAAAGAUACUGCUACUUAUCUCGUCCGUCGGUUUAACGCUCGGACAGAGUGUCUUUGCUGCCUAUUGUUACGGUCAGCAGAUGGGCUACGAUCUGACGGCGUUCGGUUGGUUGCCGUUGGUAUGCUUUUCCGUUAUCGUUUUUAUUGGCACGGUCGGUCUCGGUACGAUGCCGUUUGUCGUGCUGGCAGAAAUCAUGCCACAGCAGAUCAAAGGUUUCGCUACGACCUUUUGCAUGGCGAUCAACUGGACAUUUGCGUUCAUCGCGUUAAAGUACUUCUCUACAUUGAGCAUUCUAUUAGGCAUGUACGGCAUAUUGAUGUUUUUUGCCAUUAGCUCCCUCAUCGGUACGCUGUUCGUGUUGCUUUGUAUGCCGGAAACAAAAGGAAAAACCUUUCAAGAAAUUCAAUACAUGAUGGAAAAAUAGACAAACAAAAACCGGUGCGACAAAAAACCACAAAAGUUGUAAAUAUAAUUCGUAAUAUUUACCGCCGUAACACUAAACAAACUCGUAAAAGUGAAUGAAAACAUAAACAUUUCGUGUAAUAGAUUUUUAGCUUUAAAGAGCUCACAUAAAAGAAACAAUUUCAGCAAAGACUUUAUGCACUUUGUCCACCACACGGAUGGUUCGCCGUAACACGUUUCAACAUUUCGUUAAUUACCAUUUGAUGCGUUUCUGCUGUUUCAUCGCCUGGAGGGCAAGUGAGAAAAAAUGGGCAUUAUUUUACCAGCGCCCGUACACCGUCUUACAACAAAUUCAUUGUCCGGUAAUGAGUACUUAAUUCGCUUAAAGCCCACGACCGCUUGGGACACGUGAUACGAAUGGUGAUUCGCACGACGGAAAGGCUUGCGUAGUGUAGCACAAUGGGUGUCGUAUUUCAAUUGUAGUUUACUUCCUCUAUCAGCGAGCAGGUAAAAUUGCUCAUUCGGUACAAUGUUACAAGAUAAAUUGAAAGUAAACUAAACUUUUUAUAUUGUAAUGAUUUGUAGCUAAACAAUAUUCAAGCAAUAAAGUAAAAAGGUUCUCCACUGGCCAUAGCUAACAA
Anopheles funestus (African malaria mosquito) is the source of this 2459-nucleotide messenger RNA. Its product is annotated as facilitated trehalose transporter Tret1-like. Gene Ontology annotation, biological process: transmembrane transport; carbohydrate transport. The transcript has 8 exons. The coding region runs from base 434 to 1840 and encodes 468 amino acids. NCBI's taxonomy places the organism in Eukaryota, Metazoa, Arthropoda, Insecta, Diptera, Culicidae. Gene Ontology annotation, molecular function: sugar transmembrane transporter activity. Gene Ontology annotation, cellular component: membrane. The record is from RefSeq and is a predicted model, not a curated record.